Molecule: messenger RNA, 5458 nt
Organism: Salvelinus namaycush (lake trout)
Lineage: Eukaryota; Metazoa; Chordata; Actinopteri; Salmoniformes; Salmonidae
Product: nuclear receptor coactivator 3-like
Exons: 23
Coding region: 213-4790 (1525 amino acids)
Biological process (GO): positive regulation of transcription by RNA polymerase II; cellular response to hormone stimulus
Cellular component (GO): nucleus
Molecular function (GO): protein dimerization activity; nuclear receptor binding
Source: RefSeq, a predicted model, not a curated record
GGCGGAGAGUUAAUAGGGAAAGGAAGAAGCUAUUGGUGCGCUCACAGAGAUAUAUCUAUUUGGGUAGAAUACCAGUAGACCAGUCCAGGACCAUUAUCUGCAGGAGAGAAAUUGUCUCGUCCACUCUAGGCUCCGUCACAAGGAUGUGAAGUUCAAUGACGUUGGAUUUCAUCAUUUAUACUCUGCUGAAGAGGUGCUGAUAUGUGUACACGAUGAGCGGACUGGGGGACAACUCCAUGGAGCCUCUGAGCUCAGAAAACCGAAAACGCAAGCUCUCCACCUGCGACACGCCCGGUCUGGGAUGUGAGCGGAGACGGCGGGAGCAGGAGACUAAAUACAUCGAGGAGCUGGCCGAAUUGAUCUCUGCCAACCUCGGUGACAUCGACAGCUUCAACGUCAAGCCAGACAAGUGUGCCAUCCUCAAGGAGACGGUGCGCCAGAUCAGACAGAUAAAAGAGCAGGGCAAAGCGUCCUCCAAUGAUGACGAUGUACAGAAGUCGGACGUGUCCUCCACGGGACAAGGGGUCAUAGACAAAGACCACCUCGGGCCGCUUCUGCUUCAGGCCCUGGAUGGUUUUCUGUUUGUGGUGAACCGGGAGGGCAGCAUAGUGUUUGUGUCUGACAACGUGACCCAGUACCUGCAGUACAAACAGGAGGAGCUCAUCAACACUUCCGUCUACAACAUCCUCCAUGAGGACGACAGGGAGGAGUUCCACAAGAACCUGCCCAAGACCAAUGUUAAUGGGGUGUCCUGGGGUGGGGAGGUGCCACGUCAGAAGAGCCACACCUUCACCUGUCGCAUGCUGGUCAAGUUUGGCCACACCCACGGACCUGUGGAGGAGGGACCAGGAGGGCCGCGCUACGAGACCAUGCAAUGCUUCGCCUUGACCCAGCCCAAGGCCAUGAUCGAAGAGGGGGAAGACCUGCAGUCGUGUAUGAUCUGUGUGGCCCGUCGUGUGACUGCUGUAGAGAGAACAGAGAGCUUCAACACCCGGCACGAGCUCUCAGGUAAGCUGAUCCAGAUAGACCAGAACUCGCUGCGUGCGUCAAUGCGUCCUGGCUGGGAGGAUCUGCUGAGGCGCUGUAUCCAGAUGUUCCUACAGCACAGUGACGGACAGCCCUGGUCCCACAAACGCCAUUAUCACGAGGCCUUCCUACAGGGUCACGCUGAGACCCCCCUGUACCGUUUUUCUCUUUCGGACGGCACCCCUGUCACGGCCCAGACCAAGAGCAAGCUGUAUCGCCACCCCAUGAGCAACGAGGCCCAGGGCUUCAUAUCCACUCACCUGCUACAGAGGGAGCAGCAUGGCUAUCGCUCUGCCCAGGGUGGGGGCAUGAUGCCAGGGCCUAUGAGGCAGCAGGGCAUGGGGGGCCCCAACCCCAAUGCCCAGAUGAACAUGCCCCCUGGUGUAGGGAUGGGGGGUAUGAACCGGGGCUACGGGCCCAUGAACGAACAGAGCCACAUGGGACAGAUGGGAGGGGGUUCAAUGUACGGAGGGAAUGGAGGUGGAGGUGGCGGCAGGGGAGGCAUGGGCAACAGAAUGAUGCAGAUGAAUCAGUUGAACCAGAUGGGCCAAAUGAACCAAAUGAAUCAGAUGGGUCAUCAGAUGAACCACACAGGUCCAGGGAACCACCCUGGCAUGCAGCAACAUCAGCACCCUCAGCAGCAACAUCAGCACCCCCAGCAGCAACAUCAGCACCCCCAGCAGCCCCCCUUCCAAAGCAGUGGGGGGUACGGACUGGGGGGUAUGAACAGCCCCUUGGGGAGUCCCCGAAUGAUUGGCCCCCAGCAGGGGCUCCUGAUGUCCCCCCGAAACCGAGGCAGCCCCAAGAUGGGUGCCAGUCAGUACUCACCUGGAGACAUGCACUCCCCCAUGGGCCCUCAUGGAGGAGGAGGAGGUAGCACCUCUUUCUCCAGCAGCUCCCUCAACGCCCUGCAGGCCAUCAGCGAGGGGGUCGGGAGCUCCCUCCCCUCCACCCUCACCUCCCCCUCCCCGGCCAACAAACCAGACAGCUCCCCCAGCGUCCACUCCUCCUCUCAGUCCACCCAGCCCAAUCACCCCGCCAAAUCCGGCCCGGAUGACUCCAAAAGCCCAACAGGAGGCCUGGGUCCUGCGCCAAGUGUGCACCCCCUCCACCAACACCAUCACCACCACCCACACCCCCAGUCCGAGAGCUCCGGAGACAGGUUGGACAGCCAGGCCCCGGCAGGCAGCAAGGAGCCCAGAGAGGGGGCCAUCGAGGCUGGGGUGAGCUCAGAACCCACCCGGAGAGUCCCAGACGGUAAGGGCCAUAAGAAGCUGCUGCAGCUGCUGACCUCCCCCACUGAGGAGCUGGGGUUAGGGGGAACUGGCCCCGCCUUGCCCUCUAUACCUCCCCCACCAGGCAGCAGCAACACCCCAGCAGGGUCCGACACUAAGGACCCCACAGGAGGCAUUUCCAGCCCUUCCUCUACUGGAGUCUCCUCCUCUUCCUCAGCCUCCACCAAUCAGGGCCAGGCGUCGGGCACGGCUCUGGCCAAUGCUCUGGCCUCUGCCCACUACACGGCGUCGCUGCAGGAGAAGCACAAGAUCCUCCACAAGCUGCUGCAGAACAGCAACACACCCGAUGAGGUGGCCAAGAUCACGGCCGAAGCCACUGGGAAGGUGACCCUGGGGGGCCAGGAAGUCCCAGGGGAGGUGGGGGCUGGAGGAGCAGUAGGAGUGACAGAGCCUAAGCAAGAGCAGCACAGCCCCAAGAAGGAGAAGACCCACGCGCUCCUCCACUACCUCCUCAACAAGGAUGAUACUAAAGAGCCAGUGGAUGUGAAGCCCAAGCCUGAGGAGCUGGAAGGAAAGGGGCCCCAAGGAGCCACUGCCGGCCCCCCACCCAGAGGCCCUGGCGCUGGACCCGGCCCAACGGCUGAACACCCAGAGAGCAAGAUCAAGUCAGAGCCGCCUGAUGAGUUGGACAACCUGGAGUCCAUCCUGGGAGGUUUGAGGGGUUCUGGCUCUGAGUUCUACCCCGAGCAGGGAGGAGGAGGGAACAAGGCCCAGGGUUGCAUCGACGAGAACCUGCAAGGGAGUUCGGGGAUUGCCCCUGGCCCACGAGGGCCCUUCCAGAGGGCCAUGUCAGCAGACGCCAAGCCUGGAGUGGUGGGGAGGCGCCCCAUGCUCAUCAAACAAGAGAACAUGAUGGGCAGCCCAGAAGGAUACCCAGGGAACAUGGGUGUUUGUCCGCGAGGCGUUGGAACAAGGCCGAUGAACAGGGGCAUGGGGGUUCCCCAGCGCUCUCCCAUGGGGGGGUCAGGGGAUUGGGGGAUGCCCCGCUCCUGCGCCAGCCCUGUGGGCUCAGCCGGUCACCCCUCCAUGAGCCGUCCUGGCAUGGACUACAACUCAAAAGGCAUGAUGGCAGGGCCCAUGGUGGGAAGGUCCAACAGUGUUCCUGGCACCAGAUCCAUGCUGCAGCAACAGCUAAUGGACAUGGGAGGUUCUGGUGAGAUGGGGAUGAGUCCGUUCAGUCAGCAGGGCCAGCCCAACCAGUCUCCGUCCUGGUCUGACAAUGUGAUGGGUAUGGAGGGAAACCACAGCAGGCGUCAGUUUGGGAACGCCCUGGAUGAGCUCCUGGCUCCGCCCACCACCAGCGAGGGCCAGAGUGACGAGCGGGCGCUGCUGGACCAGCUGGACUCUUUGCUCAACAACACGGAUGGCAUUGCACUGGAGGAGAUCGACCGGGCCCUGGGCAUCCCCGACUUGGUCAGCCAGAGCCAGGGGCCAGAGCAGCAUGGUGAGCCCUUCCCCGGCCAGGAUCCUUCCAUAGUGCUGGAGCAGAAGCCUCUGUACGGCCAGGGCUACCCCGGACCCCCCUCAAUGGCCAUGCAGUCAGCCUACGGGGGGAGCCCUAUGCAGGGCCAGCCCCAACAGGGGGGCUUCGGCCCCAUGCUCUCCCAGAUGGGCCCAGGGGGCAGCUUCCCAGGGAUGGGAGGCAUGGGGGGUAUGGGUCACCCCCGUGCUAACAUGAUGAGACCCAGAAUGAUGAGCGCCACCAAACCCAUGAGGCUCCAGCUGGCGCAGAGACUACAGGGCCAACAGUUUAUGAGUCAGACUCGGCAGGGGAUGGCCAUGAAGAUGGAGAACCCUGGAGCGGGCAACCCUGGCUUGAGGCCGGGUAUGCAGCCUGGCAUGGGGGGACAGCCUGGCUUCCUGAAUGCCCAGAUGAUGGCCCAGCGUAGCAGGGAGAUGGUGACCAUGCAGAUGAGGAGACAGAGGAUGAUGAUGCUAAUGCAGCAGCAACAGCAGCAGGCAGCAGCAGUGGCCGCCGCAGGGGGGUUCAGCCCCCCUCCCAACGUCACCGCCCCCGCCGGCAUGGACACCCCUAUGGGAGGCCCCAACCUGGGCCCCCAGCAGUUUGGCUACGGGGGAAACUACGGUAUGGCCCAGCAGGGUGACCCGUCGUUUGGCCCUGCGGGCAGCAGCCCCCCCAGCACCAUGAUGUCAGGCCGCCUGGGUCCUCAGAAUCCCAUGAUGCAACAGCAUCCCCAGGGCGGACCCAUGUACCAGAGCGCUGACAUGAAGGGCUGGUCGCAGGGAGGCAUGGCCCGCAACAGCUCGUACCCCCAGCAGCAGUUUUCCCAACAGGGCAACCCGGGGCAGCAGCAGUUUGCCCAAACGGGCAACCCAGGACAGUACGGGGGCAUGAUGAUGAAUGGGUGCAUGCCUUCCAAUGGAGGGGGGGGCCAUAUGGGGCAGAUGGGAAUGAACCCCAUGGUGAUGGGACGUAUGCCGAUGGGGCCUGAUCAGAAAUAUUGCUGAACCUGAGACAGAGGCGUGUGGUGGAACAGAAACAGACUCACUGUGAUCCUUUCAGAGAGAUGAGUGCAGUGAUGUGUGUGUGUGUGUGUGUGUGUGUGUGUGUGUGUGUGUGUGUGUGUGUGUGUGUGUGUGUGUGUGUGUGUGUGUGUGUGUGUGUGUGUGUGUGUGUGUGUGUGUGUGUGUGUGUGUGUGUGUGUGUGUGUAGUACUCUACUCCCACCAGUUGGGGGUGCUGCGUCUCUGGACUCGAGGCCAGUGUAGACAGAGGACACACACCAACACACACACACCAAAACAUCCAUGUAUCUAAAGACACACUGUGACACACAAACACACACACACAUAAACAAACUGACAGAUAGAAAUUAUAAGACAUCCUCUCUCUCGUGGGAUGUGACUACCAUCAUGCCAAGUUCAUCCCUGGCUGUGGGAAUUCUCUCUCUGCUUUGGAACGCUAUGAGAGAAGACAGUGUUACCUAGUUCUGGUCCUGGAGGACCACUGUGUAUGCAGACCAUACAUCCCAUCCAGUCUCUGAAUCCACACUUAAUGAAUGAUAUAUAUAGUCCAUUGUUGGAGAAGGUGGGAGUUGAUUGUAUUGUAGAACAAUAGUGAAGACAUCAAAACGAUGAAAUAACACAUAUUGAAUCAUGUACUAACCAAAAAAAGUG